AUGUCAGCAGGAAACAUCAGCUUUGUUAAGGACUUUUUCAUUGUUGGUUUUCCUGGGCUUCAAACAGGAUACUAUGGCACAGUUGCUGCUCUGUUGCUUUUUGUCUAUGUGUGUAUCUUGGCAGGGAAUGGAAUAUUUCUUGUACUUUUUACUCUAGAAAAAUGCCUUCAUAAACCUAUGUAUUAUAUCAUCUUAAACCUGGUUGUAAGUGACUUAUUAUUUAGCACCACUACCUUACCAAAAAUUAUUGCUAGGUACUGGUUCCAAGAUGGUAGUAUUUCAUUUAUUGGUUGCUUCGUUCAAAUGUAUUUUGUGCAUUAUUUUGGUUCAGUCAAUUCUGUCAUCCUGGCAGUUAUGGCCUUUGAUAGGUAUGUAGCCAUCUGUAAUCCUUUAAGGUAUCCUGAUAUAGUCACAAGGUUGAACAUUUCCUGUCUUUGUCUGGCAGCAUGGGUGCUAUCACACGCAGGCCCUUUAAUGAUGUCAAUAAGGGCUUACCCUCUGCCUUACUGUGCAGGAAACACAAUUAUACACUGUUAUUGUGAUCAUAUUUCUAUCACAUCCCUUGCAUGCACUAACAGGGCACCGUACAGUGUUCCAGCCUUUGUAUUUGCUAUGGUUGUGCUGCUCGGCCCUCUGGCCUUCAUUGUUUUCUCUUACUGUGCCAUCAUUGUGGCAGUUCUGCAUAUAUCAAGCGCUCAAGGAAGACUGAAGACUUUUUCCACCUGCAGUCCUCAGCUUGUCAUAAUUGCUCUUUAUUUUCUACCCAGAUGUUUUAUUUAUUUGUCUAGCGUCAUUGGUAUCAACUUUAGCACUGAUUUGCGAUUAGUCAUUAUUAUGUUGUAUAGUUUGUUUCCACCAAUGAUCAAUCCCCUCAUUUACUGUUUAAGAACAAAAGAUGUCAAGGAAACCCUACUUAAAAGGAUAACAGUUUCAACAAAUCCCUUAUUUAAAUCAACAAAAGUGAAUGUAUCCACUGUAUGUGCAUAA
This is a messenger RNA of Labeo rohita (rohu), 987 nucleotides long. It is a transcript of the gene or30bt1, whose product is annotated as odorant receptor family 30, subfamily BT, member 1. Gene Ontology annotation, cellular component: membrane. Gene Ontology annotation, molecular function: G protein-coupled receptor activity; olfactory receptor activity. Lineage: Eukaryota; Metazoa; Chordata; Actinopteri; Cypriniformes; Cyprinidae. Gene Ontology annotation, biological process: G protein-coupled receptor signaling pathway. The coding region runs from base 1 to 987 and encodes 328 amino acids. The record is from RefSeq and is a predicted model, not a curated record. The transcript has a single exon.